Messenger RNA from Microtus oregoni (creeping vole), 716 nucleotides. RefSeq names its product C-C motif chemokine ligand 5 (gene Ccl5). The transcript has 3 exons. Gene Ontology annotation, biological process: positive regulation of GTPase activity; monocyte chemotaxis; lymphocyte chemotaxis. Lineage: Eukaryota; Metazoa; Chordata; Mammalia; Rodentia; Cricetidae. Gene Ontology annotation, molecular function: CCR chemokine receptor binding; chemokine activity. The record is from RefSeq and is a predicted model, not a curated record. The coding region runs from base 58 to 333 and encodes 91 amino acids. Gene Ontology annotation, cellular component: extracellular region.
CCUGCAGAGGAUCCUGAGACAACGAAGGCAUCUCCCACAGCCUCUGCCCUGGGUACCAUGAAGAUCUCCGCAGUUGCCCUCGCCAUCAUCCUCACUGCUGCCACCCUCUGUGCUCCUGCAUCCGCCUCUCCGUAUGGCGCGGACACCACUCCCUGCUGCUUCUCCUACCUCUCCCUCACGCUGCCUCGUGCCCAUGUCAGAGAGUAUUUCUACACCAGCAGCAAGUGCUCCAACUCCGCAGUCGUCUUUGUCACCCGUAAGAACCGUCAAGUGUGUGCCAAUCCAAAGAAGAAGUGGGUUCAAGAAUACAUCAACUAUUUGGAGAUGAAGUAGAAUAGAGGGUUUCUAGAGCCUGAUCCUGUACCCCUUACCUGUCCUUGCUUGCUGUAGUCCUGACCAGCUUGGGGGUGGCACUCAUCAGCCCCCUACUCCCACUCAUUCUAGGGAUGCCAUAGAUGCUAUCAUAUCUAAAGAUUAUAGCAGUAUCCUCCCCUAGAGCCUGGGAGGUCUACUGAGGCCCUGCCCAUGACAACAGGAAGUCUCCAGACUCUGAGCUUCAGGCUUCUCAGCUUGGUUUGGGGACCAGGAAAGAAGCCUGUGGAUCUCUCAAGCAAAGAAGGAAAAUGGAGACCCCAUACACAAAUGUUCAUGUCUCAGGCCCUCACAGGCUCUGUGCAGCAAACCCAAGAAAUCAGCAUUUCAUUAAAAUUUCUGAU